AUGGAUCAUCGGUUCCCAAUCACCCGAGACGACCUCUUCAACAUCCAGAUGGAUUUGAAGCAAAUCCAACUGGUUCAAAAUAAUCAGGGCGAGAGACUUGCACGACUUGAGCGACGCCAGGACCAAGAUGCCAGCCUCAAAUCAGUUUGGCAGCAGCAUCCGUUUCCUGGCGUCUUAGCUGGAACACCUCAGCAAGGCCCGACCCAUAUAUCCCCCAACGACAUGUUCGACGACUUUGACGAGCAGGGCCAGCACCUGCUGAGCUCCCUGCAUCUUGGACCUGCCGAGGAGGAACCUGCUCGAAGAGGCGCUGCAUCCCGAGCUAACAGUGUUCGCUUCGAUGAGAGUGCCUUGCGUGGGGCCGACUGGGCCAGCCAGAGCAAUCGUCAUUCUGGGGAAUUCGGUCCUCCCCGCCCAAGCAGCGGGAUGAUGAUGGAGCGCUCCCUCUCCCACAAGUCGGACGGCCGGCACAGCUCGGCAGGCCAUUCCGUACACUCUUUCCACUCGGUCGCUUCUGGUCGCGCAAGCAGCCUGGGUCUGGAUACCAACUUCAUGGUCAGCAGCCACGAAGACGACUCUCCCCUAGAAAUGCCUGAGCCUCCCCCAGGCUUGUUUAUCCUCGGCUCAGUUCCCACCAUCAUCCGGUGCUGGCUUACGACUCAAUUUGCACACAACACGAUACUUUACGCCGACCUAUGUACCGGGUCGCAAAAGUCUGUGCUAGACUACUCGAUCGUUAGGGAACUCGACCUCCUGGAAGAAGUUCAACGCGAUGUGGACGGAACGUUCAAGAUACGGCUACCCGUAUAUUUGGUCGAAGCCACCGUCUCGGAGAGAAGUAGCCGGUCAUCGAGUCCCGGCCAUCAGAUUCCUAGCAUUCUGACAACCUUCGAGGUCUUGGGCAUGGAGCAGGCUGAAGGAGCGGAUCCGAAACGAGGUGUUCAAAUCUUCAUUGGCAGCGACACCCUGAGAGCACAUCAAGCCGAUAUACUCUUGUCUCAGAACCGCAUGUGUCUAUACGGGAGUGAGCGCGAGAAGCUCUCAGUUCCUUUUGUGCGCCCGGAAGAUGAGUCUGUGUUCAAGUACAUCAGCACGAUGAACUUUGUUCCGGAGAAGCCUCGACUCAAUGCCAACGCAGCGCAAUUCGUUCCUGGGGAGCCGCGGUCUCGUGCAGCUUCGACACAUGAAGGAAUGGAGAACAGCGUGUCUAGCAUGCAGCAGGACGACGGAGAUUCUCUUGGACUCAUCUCCCCUAUGGAAAAUCACUCUGUACCCAACAAGUCGAUUGGAGCAAGCAACCUGUCUGAAAGUGGCGGGGAGAGUGAGAGACUCGGUAAAGACGCUGCCAGUGGGUCUGAGUCCGGGGCUAAGGAGACCGUGGGAACGCAGAACGGCUCUGCUAGCACAGACGGCAAUCGACGCGAGUCUGCCAGCGGCAUCUGGGGAUCAUGGCGGCAAGGCACGUCGGCAAACGGCUCUGAGAACGGACAGCGGGACGCCAACGGACCGCUGAGUGGUUAUCAGCCAGCCGGGCGCGGUAGUCGGAAUAUGAAGGUACUGAAGCCCCUGAAAUCGGGGUCGUCGUCAUCUGCCCGAACCGGAGCUGCCUAUGAGCCGGCGCCCGCCCCCAGAACCAGCGGCGAACAUCGACGGAAAAGCCAGGCGAGUACUGUUUCGGAGAGUACCCCCGCGGGAACGAUUCGUUGGGAGCCGAAGCGAACGGUCAGCAGCACGGUAGAAUUGAAGGCUCAACGUGAAGCCAAAAACGCGCCGCCGCCGCUGCCGCGGUCGGCGAACCCGAUUGGAGGAGCAUCUGCCUUUUCGUGGAUGAACCCAGCCUCCAAGGUGAAGCCUACGGCCGCUGCUGAGUAG
Colletotrichum chrysophilum is the source of this 1872-nucleotide messenger RNA. RefSeq lists its product as uncharacterized. The transcript has 2 exons. The record is from RefSeq and is a predicted model, not a curated record. Bases 1 to 1872 code for a protein of 623 amino acids. Lineage: Eukaryota; Fungi; Ascomycota; Sordariomycetes; Glomerellales; Glomerellaceae.